AUGGCGUCUUUUGCUCCAAUCUCUCAAUCCCAGUCUCUAUUUAACAAGCCCCGAGCUGGGUUUAUUUUGCCUUCUCGCUCAGCUGCUGUUUCCCAUAUCGAAUCAUCCGGGUUUGUCUCCAGAACGGCGUCAGUUCAGUUUCGUGUCCCUGGUUAUAUGAUGUUCGAUAAAAUGCCCCAGAGAGCUGUUGUGGUGGCGGCUACGACCGCGGAGAAGCAGAAGAAGAGGUACCCUGGAGAGGCGAAGGGGUUUGUGGAGGAGAUGAGGUUCGUGGCGAUGAAGCUGCACACGAGGGAGCAGGCGAAAGAAGGGGAGAAGGAAGUUAAGAAGCCCGAAGAGCAGGCCAUCCCCAAAUGGGAGCCUUCCGUUGAUGGGUACUUGAGGUUCUUAGUAGAUAGCAAGUUGGUUUACGAUACUCUUGAAGCAAUCGUCGACAGCGCGCCUCAUUCUAUCUAUGCCGAGUUUAAGAACACAGGGUUGGAAAGAUCUGUAAGUUUGGCUAAAGAUCUGGAAUGGUUCAAAGAGCAAGGCUAUACCAUUCCUGAACCUUCUUCUCCUGGAGUUACUUACUCUGAAUAUCUCAAGGAACUGGCAGAUAACGAUCCUCAGGCGUUCAUUUGCCACUUCUACAACAUAUACUUUGCCCACAGUGCUGGUGGUAGGAUGAUUGGGAGGAAGGUGGCUGAAAAGAUUCUCGACAAUAAAGAGUUGGAAUUUUACAAAUGGGAAGGCGAUCUUUCACAGAUUCUGCAGAAUGUCAGGGAGAAGUUGAAUGAAGUUGCCGAGAACUGGAGCAGAGAAGAGAAGAACCAUUGUUUGGAAGAAACUGAGAAGUCUUUCAAGCAUUCAGGGGAGAUCCUCCGUCUAGUACUAUCAUCAGAAGAAAGAACUAUGAAGCCACUCCAGAUUAUACAUCUAGCCCUCCUCUUCUACUUUCUCUCCAUAACCAUCCCAAAUGUCAGGUCUGCAACCCUCCAACCACAGCUUCAGCUCAUCCAUGGCUUCAAGCCCAAGUCAACUGAUAUCCAGGCUAAGGCAGCUGCAAGGAGCUGUCCGUACACAGUAAUCAUAGAGACCAGCUGCGCAUCUACUUCUUUCACCAGAGACCAAAUCAGCCUGGCCUUUGGCGACUCUCAUGGCAACGAGGUUUAUGCAAAGAGGCUAGAUGACCCAAAAUCAGGGACGUUUGAGAGGUGCUCCAAGGACACUUUCAAGAUCACGGGGCCAUGUGUAGAGGAGGUUUGCUAUCUCUACAUGCUUAGGAAAGGAUCCGACGGCUGGAAACCUGGGAGUGUGAAGGUCUACGGUCCUUACAUUAGGACAGUGGACUUGGAUUUCGAUGUGUUUCUGCCAAAUGGGGUGUGGUAUGGAUUCAAUCUCUGUAAUUCUGCUGUUGUUGAUGAAUCUCUCUCGGCCGACAUGUGA
This is a messenger RNA of Linum trigynum, 1425 nucleotides long. NCBI's taxonomy places the organism in Eukaryota, Viridiplantae, Streptophyta, Magnoliopsida, Malpighiales, Linaceae. The record is from the annotation of a GenBank genome assembly.